AUGUCGGAGGAAAGACAACCUUCCAUUGACAAGGAUGCUCAAUCAGCGGCUGCUCCCAAAGCAACAUGGGCCGUUGCGCGGUCAUCGCUCAGGGAUCCCACUCGUCGACUUCCGCAGGCGAUUGCACAUCGCGGCGCAAAGGUCGACUGGCCUGAAAAUACAAUGGCUGCCUUCCGAGGUGCAGUCACUGCCGGAGCUCACGCUAUAGAGACCGAUGUACAUCUUUCUUCUGAUGGAAUCGCUGUUAUAUCACAUGACCCUUCGCUCAAGCGCUGCUUCGGGGUGGACGCUCGUAUUGCCGAAUGCUCGUGGGAGUACCUUAGCACCCUGCGUACGGUAGCUGAGCCGCAUGAGCCCAUGCCGCGGCUCAGGGACUUCCUCGGAUGGUUAAACCAGCCUGAACUUGAAAAGAUCUGGGUUGUUUUGGAUAUCAAGCUUAAUGACAGCCCUGCAGACUUGAUGUGUGCAAUUAAGAGAGCACUAGAUAGCGUCAAUGGACCAGUCCCAUGGGACCAGCGUAUUGUGCUUGGAUGCUGGAACGCGUCAUUCCUACAGGCCGCACGUAGUCAGCUGCCAACCUAUCCUCUGGCUCAUAUCAGCGCCUCUCUUUUGUACUCGCACCACUUCCUGAAAGUGCCGGACCUCGGCUUCAAUCUCAAUCAGAAUACUCUGGUUGGUCCUUCGGGGAAGCUCUUUUCACGAGAGCUUCAACGAACAGAUAAGCUUCUCAUGACAUGGACUGUCAACCAGUCUCGCCGUAUGGAAUGGUGUCUUCGUCAAAACUUAGGUCACCCGCGGCGUGCCAAUAGUAAAGUGCAAGGGCCGCCGCUCAUUGACGGUGUAAUCACUGACGAUCCACGUUUAUAUCUCGAGGUAUGCGAGAGAUUCGAGGACGAGAUGGAUGGCAAGUUCGUCAGAUCAGACCCGGCACUAGCUCAGAAGGUGAGAAACAAGGCCGAGACGGUAGCAUUCGUCCUCGUCACCCAGGUACUGAUGAUUGUCUAUCAUGUUGUGAGGAGAAUGCAAGGCAAAUUCGAUUUUCUCAGAGACCGUCGGACAUUAGACAAACGAUAG
Messenger RNA from Fusarium coffeatum, 1074 nucleotides. RefSeq lists its product as uncharacterized. Bases 1 to 1074 code for a protein of 357 amino acids. Gene Ontology annotation, molecular function: phosphoric diester hydrolase activity. Gene Ontology annotation, biological process: lipid metabolic process. The transcript has 5 exons. The record is from RefSeq and is a predicted model, not a curated record. NCBI's taxonomy places the organism in Eukaryota, Fungi, Ascomycota, Sordariomycetes, Hypocreales, Nectriaceae.